CCCUACUAUUGAAGAAAAUCAUACAAAAGGAAAACAAUUUAGCGAGAAAUCAACCACUAUGAAACUCUCAUCAUCACCAGCAAUUCUAUCUGCUCUUCUACUGAUUUUUCUCAUUCAUGGGAACGAGGUCGCAGCACUACAACAUUGGGGCUCGAAUUCCGAUCUCUGCAAAUUCACUUCUUUCCCUCAAAGGUUUUUGCGUCUUCGAAAUGGUGUUUGUACCAACCUGGCAUGCAAUACCGCAUGCAACAACAUGUUUGCCAUCUUUGGAGUCAAUAUUGUCGGACGGUGUGAGCAUCAAUCUUGUGCAUGCUACGAGGGGUGCCUCCAUCCUUUAGACCCGCCUAAAUCCUUUAGACAAGCCGGCACCGCCAGGAUAUCAGAUCCAACAUUAAAUUGAGAGUUCAAUUCGCCAAUGAGAAAUUAUUUUCUGAUAGAGCCUUUUUUAUUUUCUACCUUCCAUUUUGGUAGAAUAUGGAAUCAAGCUAGCUUUGUAGCUAGCAAUGAAACGUUUAAUAAAAUUUUAGUGAGUUAAUAUAUUAUUCCUUUAAUGUUUUUGUGGGGAAUGAGAUGCCUUGAUGUUAGCACCAUACUAACCUAAGUUUUAGUUUUUGAAUUGAAAAUAAAUAAUCCU
Linum tenue is the source of this 634-nucleotide messenger RNA. The record is from the annotation of a GenBank genome assembly. NCBI's taxonomy places the organism in Eukaryota, Viridiplantae, Streptophyta, Magnoliopsida, Malpighiales, Linaceae.